CCAUUAAGUAUGAGUCCCGCUAACAAAUCACAGGCAAAUAUAAGUGCAGAAGAUGAAGCAGAAAUACUGGAACUCGAAAAACUGCUGGGCGAAGCAGAAGAAGAUAAUGCAACCACUGCAGAGUCAGCAAAAUUAGCGCCCACUGUGGCUAAUGCUGUUCCAAAACUACGCGAAGACAGCAGUUUUGCGAAUGCAUUUAGUUAUGAAGUUGCAGUAAAACCUAAACAUACAAAUGUUAAAGAUCAAUCAAAAUUAAACGAGCCGGAACUCGAUUCAUCUGACGACGAAGAGGUCAAGAACUUCUUAGAGCGCAAGUACAACGAAUAUGGCAGUGAUAUCAAUAAAAAUCUAAAGCAACAGCAGGAAAGUGCACAUGAAAGCAAAGUGGCUCGUGAAGUGGAGCAAUCCCUGCGGACAACCACUAAACUGUUCACCUCAACAGAACAGCCUGAGGCUCUGCGUCUGAAGAAUCCUCAUAAUGCCAUCAAACGGCAGUCACUGAUCAGCAAUUCCUUUAAAAAGGCUCCACCAGCAGCAGCAGCAACAGCUAAACCAACAACCACACUACAACAAAACUCACUUACUGCUAUUUAUACAGAUCCAGUAUUUGGACUACGCUUGAUUAAUCCGCUCAUAUGCAGUUCGAUGCUGCAAGAACGCAUGAAUGGACGCAAUGCAGUGCCUUUCUCUGGUUUGGCUUUUCACAUAGAACGCGGUGAUCUGGCAAAGGAUUGGGUAAUAGCUGGUGCAUUGGUAUCCAAGCAACCGGUAAAAACUACAAAAAAAGGUGAUCCCUACUCCACCUGGCGGCUUUCGGAUUUGCGUGGCGAGGUAAAGACCGCAUCGCUAUUUCUUUUCAAAGAGGCACAUAAGGCACUUUGGAAAACCGCCGAGGGCAUGUGCUUGGCGGUGCUUAAUCCUACCAUUUUUGAAAAACGAGCAGGCAGCAGCGAUGUGGCCUGCCUUUCCAUAGAUAGCUCACAAAAGGUUAUGAUAUUGGGUCAAUCCAAGGACUUGGGCACUUGCCGUGCAACCAAAAAGAAUGGUGACAAAUGCACAGCGUUGGUGAAUCUAACAGACUGCGAUUAUUGCAUCUACCAUGUAAAGCAGGAAUAUGGCAAGAUGUCUAAACGCUCGGAAUUUCAAUCGCCUACUCUGGGUCGUGGUUUGAAUGAGCUGCGUAACAAGGUCUUGGGCAAAAGUGAGGUAUUUUAUGGUGGACAAUCGUUUUCAGCGGUGCCAGCACGCAAAAGCGCCAGUCUCAUCAACAAAGAGCGCGAUAGAUUAAGCAAACUGGCUGGCUAUGAUGUAUCGCCAUUUGCGCACAGCGUGGAUCAUGCUUCCAAGCCCAAGACGGAGAAAGUUGUGCCUUAUGCUGAAAGAGGCGGUCCAGUUUCCCGUUUAGCUGGUAAUGUGGAGGCCACAAGCAAACAGCGGCAACAGGAUAUCGAGCGUCUACGUCAGCUACGCGCUGAACAUGCACGCCUGGAAGCGACAGCAUCAACACUAAAAGCAACAGAAGCAGCACCAGCCACGCCUACAACACCAAAAAGCGUACCGGAAAAAUUUAAAAACCGCGGCUUCUCCUUCGAUGCCAAAUUGACGCCCAAGCUUGCUAGCAGCGAAAACUUUAGCUUCGAUGUAAACAUGGGCAAACGCCAGGCGCAGGUUUCCAAGCUAAAAGCGGCAGCGCUGCUUAAGAGCAAACCGCUGGAAAAGGUGAAUCCGAACUCCACGCGCGGCACUGACUCUGGCAAGCGGCGUGCUAUUGAUGAACUUAACGAACAGUUUACCAACACAGCCAAGCGUCAGAAAAUGGAGGAAGAUGAGCGUGAAUUAAUGCGAAAAUCACGCAUUGAGCGCAUUAUGGCCGCCAGUUCGAGUCACACAAAUCUGGUUGAGCUGCGGGAGCAGGAAGCGCAAAACGAUUACUUCAACAAGCUGGAACGCAAAGAGGCCAUGGAAGAGAAAAUGUUAAACACAUAUAAAAUGGACUGCAAAGCGGUCAUUUGUCAACGCUGCAAAUAUACCGCUUUCUCGGCCGCAGAGCGGUGCAAGCAGGAAAAGCAUCCACUCAAGGUGGUCGACGCACAGAAGCGUUUCUUCCAAUGCAAAGAUUGUGGCAAUCGCACCACAACUGUCUUCAAAUUGCCCAAGCAGAGCUGCAGCAGCUGUAAAAGCUCGCGCUGGGAGCGCACUGCCAUGAUACGAGAGCGCAAAGUCUGCACGGGACGUGAGGCACUCUCGAUACGCGGUGACGAGGAAGUCUUUCUGGGCAGCGUGGCCAGCGGUGCAAGUCUUAAUUUGCUUGUACCAGAUGAGGUGUAAAUAGAUUGUUGCAUUUUGUAGGUAGAGUAAUUUAUAUUGGCAUAUAUAUGUAUAUUGUGAAUAUAAAAUAUAUACAGUCUAGUAUGGUUUUUUGGCAUAUACAAAAUUUUCCAAAUGCUUAUUAUCUAACAAUAUUUGUGUGCGUAAUAAUUAUUUCUAAGAGAUAAAGUGCUAAA
This is a messenger RNA of Drosophila busckii, 2504 nucleotides long. It is a transcript of the gene Mcm10, whose product is annotated as protein MCM10 homolog. The record is from RefSeq and is a predicted model, not a curated record. Gene Ontology annotation, biological process: DNA replication; DNA replication initiation. Gene Ontology annotation, molecular function: single-stranded DNA binding; DNA replication origin binding. NCBI's taxonomy places the organism in Eukaryota, Metazoa, Arthropoda, Insecta, Diptera, Drosophilidae. The transcript has 2 exons. Bases 10 to 2328 code for a protein of 772 amino acids. Gene Ontology annotation, cellular component: replication fork protection complex; nucleus.